Lucilia cuprina (Australian sheep blowfly) is the source of this 2297-nucleotide messenger RNA. It is a transcript of the gene Atac3, whose product is annotated as basic-leucine zipper transcription factor B. The transcript has 11 exons. The record is from RefSeq and is a predicted model, not a curated record. Gene Ontology annotation, cellular component: nucleus. The coding region runs from base 210 to 2204 and encodes 664 amino acids. Gene Ontology annotation, biological process: positive regulation of transcription by RNA polymerase II. NCBI's taxonomy places the organism in Eukaryota, Metazoa, Arthropoda, Insecta, Diptera, Calliphoridae. Gene Ontology annotation, molecular function: protein binding; transcription cis-regulatory region binding.
UCCCUCGAAACUGAGUGUGUGUGCACGUAAACAUUAAUUUUAUUUUUGUGAAAAAACUUUAAUAAUACAUAAGAAAACUUUAUAAAUUUAGUAUCAGAAAUUGAAGAAAUUAUUAUAGUUUAUGUAAAUUAUCAAAUUUUUAUCACAGUGCUAGUGGACUACCACAGAACCUAAAGUGUACAAAGGUGUUCGAGAAAAUAAGCCUCAAAAUGGUAGGCGGCGGUAACAAAAUUGUGGCCACCUUAAGGGCAGACGGCAAAGUAUUUCCCACCAAGGAUGGUACAACUACUAUAGCUCAAUUGGCUAAUCUAAUGAAUUACAAAAUUCGGACGGAGGGUGAGAUAAUAAACAACAAGUCACUGAGUACUUUGAGUGUACCCACAACAGUUGUGGACUUGGGUAAACAAUUAUUGCAAUAUGCCAGAGAUUCUGAUUUGAAAGGAGUGAAAAAUUCCUUGUCCCGUGGAGCACCUUUCACUUCGGAUUGGUUGGGUAUGUCGGCCUUACAUUUUGCUGCCAUGAACAAUCAACUAGAAAUUUGCCAGGUUUUACUUAAUGGCGGCAUUAAUAAAGAUUCCAAAACUAAAGUUGAUCGUACCCCUUUGCAUUUGGCCUGCUAUUAUGGCAAUGAGAAGAUAGUCGAGUUGUUGUUGUCGAAAAAUUGUGCUGUUAAUCCCAGGGAUAUGCUACGCAUGACUCCUUUACAUUGGGCAGUUGAGAAACGCCACAAGUCUAUAGUACGUCUGCUGUUAAAGCAUAAUGCGGAUGUUACAUUAGUCACGAAGUUUGGUCGUACCCCUUUGGCUUUGGCCGUUUUAACAGAACAGGCUGAUCUGUUGGAAGAAUUGGAAACGGCUCGUCAAUCGCAAGCAAGUCGAAAAUAUAAUGAAGAGCAUGAGAAGAAAAAAUUCAAAAGUUGUAAAGAAACAUCUGAUGCUGUUAAUUCUAUAAUGGGUUUAACUACCGAUGUUAUAGAUGAACCCGAAGAGUUUAUCAGUGAAAGUGAAUAUGCGGCAGCUAAAAUAAAAGAUUUAGAAAACAUUAAAGACACCGUCAUUUUAGGUGAUUCCACUAUUAAUUUAUUAAAAUCUCAUGGCAUUUCUAUGAUCCCAGAAGAUGAUACAUCAAAAGAUAUGUUAAAUACUGCUUUACAAAAUGGUCGCCAAUUGAUUUUAUCCGAAGGUGGAAAGUUACUAUUAAGUGAAACUAAGAAAAUUCACAAUAACACGAACAGUAAUAAUAAUAACAACAACAACAAUGCAAAUAAUAACAAUAAUCAAAAUAGCUCGAAAACUGUAGUGCCUGUUAGAGUACGUAAUGAUAGUUCCACUUAUGGCAAUACAGCAGCUUCAAACAACUCAAAUCCGUUGAGUAAAUUGAAACCGAAUAUCAUAUCAAAAGCUAAGGAUAAUUCUAAUAUAGCAAAGAAUAAGAAUAUACGUAUUAUUUCGUUAAAUGAUUUUAAAAAGCUUUAUGGCAGUACAAAUAUUAAAGCUAUGCAAAAAUUGCCACAAACUUUAUCGAGCCAACGUUUGGUCAAUGUGAGACAACAAGGUCAAUCGAAAAUAGCUCAGAUAAAAAUCGAUACUAAAACAGACAAAAUCACAACCACAACUAGCGAUGAACUCGACGAAGAUGAAAACCUUGCACACAUUAUACAAAUCGAAACAAAAGAUAAUGAUACUGAUAUCUCAGACACAAGAUUUCAAAUACAACAUGUUGUUCAGCAGCAGCAACAACUAACCCCGCAAACACAAUCAAUACCACAACAACAACCGCAGCAGCAACAGCAACAAACUCUAAUAAAACAACAACCAACUGUUGCCAAACAACCGGUACGUAUUGUACCAGCUAAACGUGUUGAACAUAUGGGUACGGUGCAAGUGCGUCAACAAAUGCCCAGCACCACCACGACACACAAUAUUAAGGCAAACACUAGUAUUGGGGGAGCUAGUAAUAACACAGUAAAUACUGCAAACAAUACAAAAUCUGUAGGCACCCAAGCACAGACUAACGCAUCCUCGUCCGUAAUACCUUUAUUAACUACUCCGGAAAUAUGUCGACAAUUAUUGGAUUUGCGUAAAAAUAAUGAAGAAUUACGUCGUAAAUUUGAUAUGGUGCAAAAGGAAAAAGAAGAAUUGCGACAACGUUUAGAAAGAUUGGAAGAAUUACUUUUGGUGGAACGCACGGAUGACGAUUCCUAGUUUUAAAAUAACAACAACAACAACGAAAUAUAGAAAGAGUCUUUAAAAGCCUGCUUAGUUUAGAGCGCUGCCUUUUUUAUGAAAAAAAAAUUA